AUGGAGGGCGUCGCCGCCGCUCCACGCCACGCCACCACCCCCUCGCCAAUUGCAGGCAGAGGGGGCGGGCCUGGUCAGCUCUGGGCUGUCGGAGCCAGGCUGGGGAGCCCGGUGUCCCUCCCCCGCGCGGGUCUCCCUCCCACCCCCGCCAUCACUCACCUGCCGCCGGGGCCGCGUGCGGCGCGCUGGCCCUGCGCCGCUCGGGAGCCCGGAGCGCGGAGCGGUGGCGGCGAUCGGAGCCCGGGGCGAGCCUUGCCCGCGGGAUGGAGGCGCGGGGAGGCGGUGCAGGGUGGGGGCGCGGGGCCCGCCUGCGGCUGCAAGGGGAUCCGCCGCUGCCUGCUCUGCCAGGGGCCCGCGCCGGCCGCUCCGCCCCCGCAGAAACAGGGUAACUUCACUUAUUGUCCAGCAGCAGGUUUAGCAGUAGGAAAUGAAUGCUCAGAGUUUGCUGGCUGGGCAUUUCCAUUUCCAGGAGUGUUCUUGCUGGAGGAGUUUAUAAACCCAGAUGAGGAAUCUCAGAUGGUUCAGCUGAUGGAUCAAGAUGACUGGAAACUAUCACAGUCUGGCCGAAGGAAGCAGGACUAUGGGCCCAAAGUGAACUUCAAGAAAAAGAAGCUGAAAGUUGAUGGUUUCAUUGGCUUGCCCAGUUUUAGCCAGGAGAUUGUGCAGCGAAUGAAGGCUCAUUCUGCGCUAGAGAAUUUCUUUCCUGUUGAGCAGUGUAACCUGGACUAUCUACCUGAAAGAGGGUCUGCCAUUGACCCACACUUUGAUGACUGGUGGCUUUGGGGGGAGCGACUGGUUAGCUUAAAUUUGCUCUCAAAAACUGUGCUGUCCAUGUCUUGUGAUUCGGAGGACAGUCUCCAGUUAUUUGCCACUCUCAGUCAAGGAAGCGGGGAAUCAAAUCACUCUGCUUCACUUCAAGCUUGUCAGACCCAUAAACCAAACAGCCACACUCCCACAUCAGCAUGUGAAAAUUUAGACAGUUGGGAUAUUGACCACUCAUCUCCCCCAAGACUUAUUCCAUACAAAGAAGUUACUGUAGACAUUCUCUUACCUAGGAGAUCACUGAUUGUGCUGUAUGGAGAUGCACGCUAUAAGUGGAAACAUGCAAUUUACCGCAAGCACAUUGAGCAUCGCCGGAUCUGUGUCACCUUCAGGGAGCUGUCUGCAGAAUUCACUUUGGGAGGAAAGCAGGAAAAACUGGGUAAAGAGCUCCUCGAAAUAGCCCUGACAUUUCAAGGAAAACCAGUGUGAACAGGGGAAGAAAAUCGGAAUUAUGACUUGUUUUCGAUAUUUGAAAAUUAAAGCUCAGAUUUUUUGCAAUUUAUCACUGUCUUAUUUGGAGAUUGUUUAAGGGCCAUUAUCUGACCAAAUUAUGCAAAAAAUACAAAAAGCUAGAUCUCAUGGAAAUGUUAUAACAUUGCAGCAGAUUCAAGGUGCUUGCUUAUUUUUAAAUAAGCCUUCCCUUGGGUAUCAAAACCCAAAGCCAUUGUAGCAUUAGCUGCUGGAUGAGAAUCAGGAACUGGCUACUGUACUUUUGUCUUUACUGUAAUGAAAUGCAAAGUAGUAAACAAACCACUUUAAAAUAAUCACUUGAAGCUAAGGUGUAAACCAGGAAGGAAACUUGGUUUGUAAGUGACUUUCAAUUCGACAGUCUGUAUAGUCUAAACAUUAUUGUAAAUUGAUCUAAGUUGAUUCUGAUGUUUCAAAUUACUGCAAGCAGAAAAGGGCCUUGUUCUUUAAGUAUUUGGGAUCAUCUUACUGCAUGGACUUUUCUUUAGGGCUCUAUUUUAAGAAUCCAGGUGCUCUGCCUAAACUAAUAGUGAAUGAAAAAUAAAUGUCCCUUCCUAUAGGGCAGAAUGUUUCACACUGUCAUUCUAGGAACCAGUCACUAACCUUCUGGUUCAAAUUCAGUCCAAGCAAUGGAGCAGAUUCCAAACUUUACUUGUCCAGGCUCAGUUCGGAGACACUGCUUUUAGAGCUGCACUGUUCCUUAGGGACAUAAUCUUCUUGUUUGCAUCAGCUAGUUCCUUUAAAGGCCAGCGCUCCAGGGGAGGAGCAUAAGUACCUACCCAUAGAUAAUACAAUCCGCACAGAACUAAUUGAAGUAAAUUUUCCCUUUACUGAAAAUAUUAACGGUCGUUGUGAGAAUUAAUCAUAUAUAAGUGUAUGACCUACAUCUUCUGGGAUUUCAGAGCGACGGAGCAACAUUUGCGGUGGGCUGUUUUCAAAGACAAUUCAGACAUCUUCAGUAUCUGAACUCUAUCUAAGUAGGUUGUGUUCUUUUCUGAGCAUAUGUGUAAUCUCUGACCUGCCAUUAAUUCACAGUAAUAAAAGUCUGUUUUUAAGAAUAAGCAAAGAGGCAGACUACAGCAUGAAUCCUUUCCUGUAACUUCCAACAAAGGCUCAGGUUUGUGUCACUCCAUGUAGGAGAUUUGAGAAGUCAGCUGGGGCAGAAGCUAGUUUCUUCAUGUUGUAAGUCUUAGGCUUCAGCCACUUGUUUGUAGUGAGUGAUUUUUUUUUCUUUAAUACAAUUGACACAAAUAGAAAAAGCAUUGAGUUAUCUGAUAUUUUAAUCACAUUGAGUUUUACAUACACAAACACAGGUCUGUUCAUAGUUGCAGACAAAAUGAACAAGUUUCAGUUUAGUCAAAUAUUUAAAUGCAAAUACACAAAUAGCAACAUAUUAAUUCUUACAUUGAUUAGCAAGUAUUAAAUGUACAUCGUGUCACACCCGUGACUCCUGCAUAAGCAUCGAAACCAUGAGCUGCUAUUCAGAUUUGCUGACAGCAAAGCAUUUGCUUCACACACUUAUAGCAUUCCCUCGCUCUGCAGGAAACAAUAUACUGUGAUUGCAGGGAAAAUCUGUCUCGGCAGGAAAAUUCUUUGUGCCCGAUACUACUGUAAAAAUGCAAUGUACAUGAGACUUGUUCACUACAGCCACAUGUCUAUUUAAAAAAACAAAACCAAACAAAAAUACCCCCCUCCCAUAGGCUACAAGCUUUUUGGUCCAAUCAGAAAGCAGGAUUGUGUGUAACUUGUGCUCUUAAGCUAAAGACCCCCCCAACUUUUUCUGGUAAACGUACCAGUUCAUUCUAACCUCUUUUGUACUGCUAGCACCUACGUCCUACUACUCAGUUGCAUAGCAUGCUCUGUCGCAAGAUGAGUCUUGGAGUGCUCCCAACUCCAUCUCAAUUCAGUGCAUGUCCAAUUGACUGUAAGGAAGGCAGCGGCAGAAUCCUGGAGCGCGGUACAAUGGUUCAGUGAGUUAAGAAGCCUUGAGUACCACAGUUGUAUAUGUAACAAUACUUUGGAACCAUGGUCCUAAAUCAUCCUGUUUGCUGUUAGCUUACUAAGCGACAGUAGACAGAGUAUUUAAAUUAGCAUUUGGUCCUUAUAUUUCAGUCAUUAAACAUUCUUCAUUUAACUUACACUCUGUGCUCUCACUCCACUGCUAAAAUACUACAUGUGCUGGUUGUUUUAAUCUCAAGGUACCAGAUUGUACAGGGCUGAAAACACAGCCAAUAAACACAUAGUACAGCGUGAGCCAAAGUAUGCACUACCAUUGAUCCUCUUGUUAUGGAGUUCUGUUCUCCAUGAAACAAUCUAAAUGAAGACAGUCCCUGACCCGAGGAAAACAGACUAGAGACUCAGAAUGAACUAACCUUUAAAAAAUGUAUGCUGUUAUAUUCUGAACUAUAAACUAAAGGGUUUUAUCCUAUGUAUUUUAGAGAGGCUGAAGUUUAAUUUGGUCACUGCUUCUUGCUGCAUCUUAGUGCAUACUUUUCCUAGGUAAACAUUGACAUGAGCACCUGUUUAAGGAACUCCUGAAUGCAAUACUUGUAAACCUGGCAUUUCAUGCUGCUAUGGCAUCGGUAACACACAUGGUGGCUCUGUUUUGAUUUGUGAAAAGCAUAUGCACGUUCUCGCAUGAAAAGGCAGAAUGGCAGCAUUGUAAAGACAUUAAUAGUUGUUCUGGAUAAUCAAAUAUUGUGGAGAUCUGUGGAAGGUAUGAAGAGGUUUUUAAUCUGUAACUAGUAGCUGCUAAGAAGAGUUUGGGGCUUCUUUGCUAAUGCAGUUAAUGUAAUAUAUUUAAACUAUUCAAGUUCAAUGCAACAGUAACUCCUAUCAGAGCAGUAUAUUUUCUUAACCUAGAUUAGUGCUUGUAAACACAUUCCAAAAACAGGCUCCUUCUCAAAAAUCAAAUUUAUCAAAUUGACUUGCAUCCCGUACAUUUUAUAAAGGGGGAGCCUACUAUAUUUGGUCAAAUUAAAUUAGGUCAACAUCCUAACGUCCUAUUAUAUUUUCUUUGUCCAUGCAGGACACUGGAUGACUCAGUCUAGCCUUCAAAAAUAUAGUCUUAAACAGCAUGACAGUGUAAAGACCACUGUACUUUAGAAAAUCUUUACCCAGUUUCACAUAGGAUGGGUUCUUAUUAUUCACACAUCUAGAUACAGUCUAGGAUAUAUAUGUAUGCCAUAAAAUACUCCAUGCAUAGGUAAAGCAAGACUGGAACAGGAACUAGGUGGAAAAAGCCCCACAGACUUCAAAAGUUUUCUCCUGUCACUGAAAUUAUUCAACAUUUUGUUCUCGGUAUCAGUUGUUACAAUCAAAGCAAAGGUGAGCUUUGAACUGUAUGUACAGAUAUUAAUGGAGAUGUUUGCUAUAUUGAGAUGGUUAUCAAAUGAUUUAGAGCAUUAACUUUGAAGUGGACACAAAGGAGAUUGAUGGUGAGAAGUUAAUUAGAAAAUAAAUGGGCUGGCCUGAUUGUGCUGGCACUUGGGGACAGAACUGGUUUCUUUGUUUCUCUGGCCGCAAGGAAUGGGAGGGGAGGGGCUCGUGGCAGUGGUACAAAGCUUGGAGGACAGGGAAGGUAUGAAAUGGGGAAUGUUGAGGGUAUGAGAAUUUAAAAUCCAGGAUGUAGGAGAGAGAGGGGGACAGAAGAGGAUGGAUGUCCUGAAAUACUGGAAAAUAUUGGCCAAGGAGCUUAGGCUCCAGUCCUGCAAUUUACAUUGCAUGGCAGCCUAUUGUGCUUUCAUGGCGCUCUAGUGACAUCAAUAAGGCUUCACACGGACAUUCCAUCUGUGUGUUGUAAAUUGCAGGGUCAGAGCUCAAGGAUACACUGCUAAAGUCACAAAGUCAAGCAUACUAACUCUGUGGUGGUGUGCAUUCUACCUUCCCACAUAUUACUACCGCUUAUUGUAAAAUGCAUACCACACUUUAAUUCAUCCACUGUGUUUAAGGCAUCUUAAUCAUAGGAACAUAGGAAUUACUCGACUGGAUCAGAUUGAGGUCCAUCUGUAUCUUGUCUCUGACAGAACCUCCACCAGAUGCCUCAAAGGAAGAUGCCAGCACCCACAGUAGGCAGAUGUGGUCUGCCCCCAUGCAAGUCUCAUCCAAAUCCCCAAGAAUCAGAUUGGCUCCAACCUUGCAUCUGGAGUUUUUAUCCCUUCCAAAACUCUGUAUCUUGACUGUGAUUUUAAGCGAGCAGCCUUAGGCCCCAACCCUUCCAGUACGUACAGACAAGUUCAGUGGGCGUACUUAUGUGCUUAAAGAUAUUCAAAAGUUUGCUAGAUCAAAACCUUGACAUUGCAUUACUGUGGUCUGGUGCCUUUCCAUUCCUGCCAAAUAAUUUGUCUUUGUCUUUUACUAUUAUUGUGAUGCAAUCUAAAGGGGAAGGUGACCGUUUACACUAAUAUGGUCACCACUGUUGCAAAAUUGUAAUAAAUCUUGUACAAAGGGUGCCCUGUAAGGGAUCAUUUAAAAAGUCAUAAUUUGCUGAAACUCAUUGUCCUGUUUGAAUGUAUCAUCGUUGCAUAUGAAGUUAUGAAAUGCUGAGAUAUAUUUGUAACUCAAAACAUGUUGUGAGGUUGAGAAACACCCACAGGUUAGCUCUUCAGAAUGACAAAGAAGCUGUAAACAAGGGUAAAGACACCUCAGAUGGCAUGUGUGCAGGAAGGGGCAAGCAAAGAUUUGAAAUUGAUAUGAGGAACUGAGGGCAAAGCACUUCUUCUGCCAUGGAACUGCUCAACCCCUUGAGACAGCCAGGGUUUUUCCGGCAAACAAAGGAUCAAGAUAUGAAAGGAGAGAACAAAGGCUCCUGGCCACCUCUCUCCUACCCCAUCUCUGGAUGGUGAAUUCUGACCGGGGAAGUUUUAAACAAAAGGACUGAGGUCUUAAAGCUACUCGGGCAACCCAGAGAGACUUACAGGAAACUAGCAGAUUUAACAUGCAUGCUAACAUUUUGGACUACAUUCUCUGAUCCAACAGUAAUAUGUUUUACCUGUCUUAACCUUUUAAUAAAUCAUUUCUUCUCUUAGUUAAUAAAUCUUUAGUUCAUUUA
Chelonoidis abingdonii (Abingdon island giant tortoise) is the source of this 6340-nucleotide messenger RNA. It is a transcript of the gene ALKBH4, whose product is annotated as alkB homolog 4, lysine demethylase. Lineage: Eukaryota; Metazoa; Chordata; Testudines; Testudinidae. Gene Ontology annotation, cellular component: contractile ring; midbody. Gene Ontology annotation, molecular function: demethylase activity; oxidoreductase activity; actin binding. The record is from RefSeq and is a predicted model, not a curated record. Gene Ontology annotation, biological process: actomyosin structure organization; protein demethylation.